GUUUUUUAUUACUUUUUAUUUUAUUUUUUCAUUCUUAGAUUUCAAGAGAGAAUCAGAAACCCCCAAAUCCGUGAGAGAUGGCCCAAAUCGAAACCCAGGGAAUACUCCAGGACAUCCAAACCCUCGUCUCCGAUCAGCUUCAAGUGGUAUCUUACAAGUGGCUGAGUCGGAACUACUUGGUGUCGUCCAACGAUGCAAAGAGGUUGCUCCAGGAGUUUGUGGAGAGCCAUGGGAAUGGUUUGGAAGUGGUUUAUACGUUGUCGGGCCAGUUGAAGAACAAUCCUGUGAGCUACCAUGUCAGGCUUGUUUCGGGGCCUCAACUUGCAGAGGCAAAGGAAGAAUUUGAUGGAAAUUGCUCCGUUGGGGUUUACAGUGUGCAACCAUGCAUUCCAAAGGACCCAGCCACAAUGUGGAAUGCAGAAUUUGUACAAGCAGAGGAGCUCCAUACACAGGCUCCAACUGUUGAAAAUUGCUUGAGAGAUAACAGGUUCUGUGGCAUUCUCAAUUCCUUCGUUAUGCGCAAUGUUGAGGGAACACCAACAAGCACUACAGGUCCACAACCCAACUCCAAAUUAGCUGCAGAGCCAUCAAAAAUUAAUUUGCCUCAUCAAGGUAGUGUGAUUCCCAAACAGCCACAGAAUAAAGGACAACAAUCUAGUCCGAAUGUUGUGCAAACUGCCAAUGUGGUUAAAGAUGUCAAAAGUGAAAGCAAUGGCAUAGAAGUUGCUCAUCAGCCUAAAAAACCUCCCGCAGGCAAAGAAAAAGUUGCUCCUCUUCCUGCUAACAAAAAGAAGGUCCAGAAUGAUAAAAGCUCUUCUGCUUCUGGAGGCUCUUUGGCAAAUAUGUGGGGUCGUGCAUCUGUGAAGUCAAAAUCACUUUCUACAGCUGAAAAUAGUAAUAUGAUUCCUACACAUGCUGGAGAUAGUGCAGAGGCUCAGAUUUGUGUGAGAGAAGUAGAACCCGGUGCCAUCAGUGAUGAUGAUGAUCAGGACGUUAAUUUUAGGAGAGCUUCCAGUUCUGAAGCCACUAGGAAACGGAGGGUCAUCUUUGAUUUCUCAGAUGAAGAUGAAUGUGAAGAUGCAAUCAAUUUAGCAUCACCAGAGUAUGCAAAAGAAAAUUCAUGUCAAGAGGCCAAUGAGAGUGGCAAAACAUUGGUUCCACAUAAAACCAAUUUGAACUUUGACGAGCAGUCAGAAGAUAAGCCAGAGGUCAAGGAAGAGAUAUCAGUUGGUGGAGAAUCUGACCAAACUUGCAGAGAAGAUACUACGAUUUUCAGCAAAAAAAAGAAUUCCGGAAUUAUCCUGACAGAGAAAAUAGAAAAAGUUGUUCCUGAAAACGAUGUGAAAAAAAUCGAUAAGCUGACUACUGCUGCUAAGACACAGAGAGAUGCUGACAUUAUCCUAACCGAGAAAAAACGAAAUUCUGUUCCUGAAAAUGAUGCGAACAAAACGGAUAAACCAACCAACGGAGCAUCAAGAUCCCCUCAAAGAAGAAAAAUUUUGAAGACGCAAAUUGAUGAACGUGGAAGAGAAGUAACUGAGGUAAUAUGGGAGGGAAAGGAGACAGAAGAAAAGAAAGCUGACAGCCUCACAACAGCAAAAGCUGACAGCAGUACAACAAAGAAAGCUGAUAAUACAGUUAAAACUGUCUCAAACAGGUCUCCUGCAGUUCCUAAGCCAGUGGCAAACACUGGUCCGAAAAAUCAAACUACCAAAGCAGGAGGCAAGAAAGUAGUAAACAAGGAUCCGAAGCAAGGAAAUAUUCUUUCAUUCUUCAAAAAGGUCUAAGGUGGUUUUUACAAAUACCCUUGCAGGAGAACUUUCUGAUUUAAAUGUUUCUUACAAAAUCAAGGUUCCUUAGGGGAAUGAAGGUUCUUGAGUUGCUUAAAUCAUUGCUUUGCCUCAAGUCUGGAGGAGAGUGGCAGAAGUUGGGAACAGGCUACAAUGGUAGUACACUGCUCUUACAUCUGUUAUUUUCAGAUGAUGGAGACUGGAGAGUUUUUGCUUUUCUUCUCUGCUGUUAGUUCAAGUCUGUAAAUGUUGGAUAUAACGGUUACAUCGUCUCUGGUUACUUGUAUUGUGUUACUUUCUUA
Messenger RNA from Argentina anserina (silverweed cinquefoil), 2092 nucleotides. RefSeq lists its product as uncharacterized. Lineage: Eukaryota; Viridiplantae; Streptophyta; Magnoliopsida; Rosales; Rosaceae. The record is from RefSeq and is a predicted model, not a curated record. Gene Ontology annotation, molecular function: DNA-directed DNA polymerase activity. Gene Ontology annotation, biological process: DNA replication; DNA synthesis involved in UV-damage excision repair; DNA strand elongation involved in DNA replication. Gene Ontology annotation, cellular component: delta DNA polymerase complex; nucleus. The coding region runs from base 78 to 1787 and encodes 569 amino acids. The transcript is spliced from 8 exons.